Mustela lutreola (European mink) is the source of this 945-nucleotide messenger RNA. Its product is annotated as olfactory receptor 10C1-like. The transcript has a single exon. Gene Ontology annotation, cellular component: membrane. Bases 1 to 945 code for a protein of 314 amino acids. The record is from RefSeq and is a predicted model, not a curated record. Gene Ontology annotation, molecular function: G protein-coupled receptor activity; olfactory receptor activity. Gene Ontology annotation, biological process: G protein-coupled receptor signaling pathway. Lineage: Eukaryota; Metazoa; Chordata; Mammalia; Carnivora; Mustelidae.
AUGGACCCGCUGAACCGCACCUGGACCCCGAGUUUCCUUCUUGCUGGUUUCGCGGCCCCCAGGACGCUGCGGACCCUGGCGUUCCUGGGCACCCUGUGCAUCUACGUCCUCACGCUGGCCGGGAACUUGUUCAUCAUCGUGCUGGUGCGGGCAGAUGCAGCGCUGUCCACACCCAUGUACUUCUUCCUCAGCGUCCUCUCCUUCCUGGAGCUCUGGUACGUCAGCACCACGGCGCCCACGCUGCUGCACACGUGGCUCCACGGGCGCUCACCCGUCCCGGCCGCCGCGUGUUUCAUCCAGCUGUACGUCUUCCACUCCCUGGGCAUGACCGAGUGCUACCUGCUGGGGGUCAUGGCGCUGGACCGCUACCUGGCCAUCUGCCGCCCGCUGCACUACCACGCCCUCAUGAGCAGAAAGGUGCGGUUGUGGCUGGCGGGGGCCUCGUGGGGGGCCGGCUUCUCUGCGGCACUGGUGCUGGCCGGCCUCACGGCCAGUCUGCCCUUCUGCUGGAAAGAGGUGGCCCACUACUUUUGUGACCUGGCCCCGCUGAUGCGGCUGGCAUGUGUGGACACAGGCUGGCACGCUCAAGUGUAUAUUGUAGUGAUUGGAAUGAUCAACAUAUGCAACCUUGUGCUCAUUUUAGGACUCUAUGGCGGUAUCCUGAGGGCUGUGCUGAAGCUGCCGUCGGCGGCCAGCCGGGCCAAGGCCUUCUCCACCUGCUCCUCCCACAUGAUUGUGGUGGCCCUUUUCUUUGGUUCUGCCUUUGUUGUCUAUGUCGGGUCAGCUGGGAGUCAUGCUGAAGGCACAGAUAAGCGUAUUGCCCUGCUGUAUACCAUUCUCACCCCUUUCCUCAACCCCAUCAUCUAUACCCUCCGCAACAAGGAGGUACAGGAGGCCGUCAGAAGGGUCACUCAGAGGAUCAGGGCUCUGUUGGAGGGACCCUGA